AUAUAUACAAUAGCCAUGCCGGGUCAUCCUCUCUUCGAUGAUUGGGAGGGGGUGAUAUACUCGGUACAUAUACUCGGUGUUCUUGUAUACAUUAUAUAAGGCAGCCACGACUCUUGUGCACAUCUUUUCGCCAGUGAGACGGAAUAGACAGACUGAAUAGGCACAGUAACUGGCAAAGGAUCUGCACAAUUCGUCACCUCUGUCGUGCAUGGGGGAACUUGGGACCGUCUGGAUUGGGAGUCGAGCCCCUGGAUAGUCGCAGGGAGAAUGGAAAAGGGGCCCAGCGACUUUCUCGAUUCGGCUGCGGAAGACGAAGCGGGUGGAACGGCGACUCCGGCCAUUGUUGUUGCUAUUUGGUGACUUUGUGCUCAAUGCACCCAUCCUGGACUCACCAAUAACUGUGAGGCGAGGAACAAACAAGGAUGAUGAUGAGGAUGAGGAUGACGGGCCGUUGAACUUGCCCUUUUCAGGUUUGCCCGAACGACAACUCGACAUCUUACUCAUACCACUGUAAUUGUCACUGUCCAUCCUCACCAGCGCUGCAGGCAGGCCACUCUCGUUUUAUGAGGCGAAUAUCGAAUAUCGACACUGUCACUCGCUCGGGGGUGACACAUUCUUUCGUGAUUCUCAAUCAGGCUAUGUCCUCACUCACCCUCCUCCGCCGACCCGUCCUUCGCUUUUGGUCCCCCUUGUGACACCGCCAUGCUCCUCGCUGCGCCCACGCGGCUCAACUUUAUCGUCGUCGGACUCGUCAUUACCGCAUUCAUCCUCUUCUAUAGCUCCUUUCGGUCUCCCAGCCUGGAAGAGCAAGAUGUCUUUGAUGCCGCAGAAGCAGACGCCAUUCCCACCCUCCUCGAGGCGUCCCUGGCGCAUUCCCCAGUCCAAACUACCCAUGCCGAUGAGGUAACCCAUCGAAUUCAACCGGACGAUUUCGCCUCUCGAGUGCAGAACGAGACGCUGGGCUUCCAAGAGGUAUACAUGAUAUCAUUACCGGGAAGGACGGAUAAGCAAGAUGCGUUUGCCAUGCAAGCCGCCUUCUCCGAAAUUUCUUAUAAACAGGUGGACGGAGUCUAUGGCCACGAGGUUCCUGUGAAGGCGCUACCCCACACUAUGGGCCAAAGUUCCAAUGUCAUCGGAUGUUGGCGCGCGCAUGUGAAUGUCUACCAGAGAAUGGUGCACGAAAAGGUCUCGUCAGCAUUGAUUUUCGAAGAUGACGCUGAUUGGGACGUCUCUUUCAAAGAGCAACUGGUUCAGUUCGCGCGAGGCUCGAGGUUCAUCACCAACACUUCCGAGGAUGCAUUCUCCCACUCUCCGUAUGGGCAUGAUUGGGACAUAUUGUGGAUUGGACACUGCGGCACCUGGGUCCUUCCGGACGACAACCGCCGAUUCUUCGUCAUCCCAGACGACUUCACCGUCCAACCUCCCGAGGCCCGCGCCGAUAACGUCGACCAGCCCGAUAUGAGUCACUGGGAAAGCGGUCCUCAUGGCGACAAUCGGACGAGAAUCGUUUUCCACUCGGAGGGAGGGGUCUGCACAGCGUCAUACGCGAUCUCUCAAAAAGGCGCCCGGAAGGCUCUAUAUUAUCUCUCCAUGGUGCCAUACAACAGUCCGGUCGACUGGGGAUUGGCCAAUCUUUGCAAGAACAAAGAAUACGAAUUCACCUGCGUAUCACCAUGGCCGCAACUCGUUGGGGUCUCUCGACCCACGGCGAACACGGCCAAAUGGAGCGACAUCGGAUAUGGUCCAGACUCGGAGAGAGUGGUCGAGCAAGGUAGCUCACUGCAUUUGGUCUAUCCUACCCGGCAGAACAUCCCCAAUUUUCUCCACGGGAAAACGACAUUCCACAGUCAGUAUCCCGAUAUUGCACCACCAAUGAGCAUCAAAGAGAUUGGAAAGGCGGUCGGUCACAUUGAAAUCCUGGAACCUCAGAAUCUGCCCGACCAGGGAUGAAAUGUUGGAGUGAUUGCGCUUCGGCCUCGCUCACAUGAAGGCAGCCGCACCCCAACUCUGUCGCUCCAGUCUACAACGUCCCGAUCUUGAAGUCGGUGGUGACGGAUGUCUCACGAAGCAGCUCCGCCUAAUCAUCAGCGUGUUGUCGGGUCUACGAGGUCAUAUGUCACGAGCGACAAUUCCCCAUCACCUUUUUCAAACUGGCUCUGUUCUUCAAGUCGGUGGAGCCUGUGCGAGUUCCAGAAACACGGCAAGGACCCCUGCCGCUCCCGCCUACCAGCCUCUGCUCGAGACUUGGUGUGACCCGAGCUUGAAGCGGGUCAGUCGCAGCACUGCCUGCGCCGUGAUUGAUCUACGCUCUGCCAGAAUCUUGGACAUUCUCGGGUUGAUUUGAGAUUCGAAAGCCACACAUUGGGUAAGGAUUUGGCAGAGGAAAGAACCUUUUUGCAUUUGUCUUUGGAUAGUCGAGCGAUACCCCUGUUGGAUUAGAUGCAGCAAUUGAUAUUCUAUUCUUCCGUCAGAACUACUCGUAUCCCAACUUCUUCUACACCUA
Molecule: messenger RNA, 2503 nt
Organism: Cladophialophora immunda
Lineage: Eukaryota; Fungi; Ascomycota; Eurotiomycetes; Chaetothyriales; Herpotrichiellaceae
Exons: 2
Coding region: 703-1950 (415 amino acids)
Source: RefSeq, a predicted model, not a curated record